This is a messenger RNA of Emiliania huxleyi CCMP1516, 3099 nucleotides long. RefSeq lists its product as hypothetical. NCBI's taxonomy places the organism in Eukaryota, Haptophyta, Isochrysidales, Noelaerhabdaceae. The transcript is spliced from 6 exons. Bases 1 to 3099 code for a protein of 1032 amino acids. The record is from RefSeq and is a predicted model, not a curated record.
AUGUCUUGUCAAAUGCCGCACGAGCUCGACCUGCACUCCCUCACGGAGGAGCUCGCGCGGCCGGACGGCGCGCCUCCCCUCGACACCGCCAUCCUCGCGGCAACGGCGGCUCUUUCCAGCGCGCCCGAGAGCGCCGGCGGGCAGAGCGCUGUGGCGGAAGCGCUGCGCUGCGUCGUCCGAAUCGCGGAGCGGGACGCGGCAGGGCGGGUCGGGCCCGAGCUGAUCGGCUUGGUCGUCGAUCGCGGCAUUCGCCCGGCUUGCACGCGCACUACGCCGGCUCCGCCCUCCACAGACGAGAGCGCCGCGGUGGCGCUGGAGGCCCUCCGUGCGUGCCUGUUCGGCGCGGCGCGGCUCGCGGGCGGCUUGCUGGACGUGAGCCCGCCGCUUCUCUCUGCGCUGCUGCGCGGCGUCGCCGUGCCGCUCGCUCUCGCGGCGGCCCCCGGCGCGCGGUGGGAUGCUGGCUCUCUGGGCGCCGCGCCGCCGGGAGAGGCGGAAGAGCCUCUCGUGGGUGGCCUGGUCGAGCUGCUCAAGGCGGCGCACGAGCUGCUCGGCGCGCAGAUGGCGGGGGGCGGCGAGCUGGCGGGGCGCGGCUGGGUGCCGUGUCUCGGCGAGCUGAGCGACGCGCUGCUCUGCGCGUGCGAGGCCGAGGCGGCCCGGCCGAGCCCAGCAUUCAAGCUGAAGAACUGGCUCUGGAAGCUGCUGGUGCGGGCGGCGACCGCGCUGGGGCGGGCGGGCGCGCCAGCGGACGCUGGGGACGUGCGUGGCGACGCGGCCUCCCUCUCGACGCUGCGCUCGCGCCUCCUCUCCCAGUCGACGGCGCGGCUAACGCUCCUCCUGCGGACACGUCCGGUGCGGCUCCUGCCCCUCCUGCAGCGAGUCGUGGCCCACGCGGCGGCGGCGGAGCGGGCAGACGCGGCAGUUGGGCUCGGCGGCGAGGCGGCGGAGGCGGAGGAGAAGAUGGCUCUCUUUGGCCUCAUCCAGCUGAAGGCCAUCCUGGCCAGCCAGCGCGAGCCUCUCGCGCGGUGGGGCGGCGAGGCGGCGGCGGCGCUGCUCGCCCGCUUCCUCGCCCGCUCGGGCAGGCUGCUGCUCGCGGCGUCCCUUCACGCCCACCGCUCUGCGGGCGAGUCGCGGCCCGAGGAGACCCUCGCAGCGAGGCUGCUCGGCAAGCUCGACGCGAGCCUCGGGGCGCUCCUCGGCGGCGCUCCGCCGGGCAAGGCGCAUCUCCCGGGCGAGGGCGACGCGGGAGAGCUGCUGCUGCGCGGCUGGGUCCGCCUCGCCGCGGCCGCGACACCGGCCUACGCCGCUGUCCCGCAAGAGGGUGGGGCGGAGGGCGGGGCGGAGGAGUGGGCGGCGGGAGGGCGCUUGCGGCCGGACGAGGCCGCGUGGCUGCUGGCUCUCUCCUUGCGCGCAACGGCGACGACGCCCUCGGUCGCUGCGGCGGCGCACGAGGUUGCGGCCUCGGCGGUGCUGCCCGCUUUGCUGCAGCUGCUGCCGCGCUGCUACGGCGCGCUCAUCGCCCCCGCCGCGCCCACCGACGACGAGGACGCCGGCGGGGGCGGGCCGGGCGGCGCCGCGUACGAGACGAUGCCGUCUGCCCUCUCUCUCCUCGCCACUGUCGCGGCUGGGUACGCGUCGAGGGCGCCGCCUCGGGUGCACGCGAGGCUGGUGAUGUCGCUCGUGGACGGCGCUUGCGCCGCGCACCCGAUGAUCAGACAGGUGGCGCUGGACGCACUCGCCGCGCGGCUCUCCGUCUUGGACGCCGCCGCCGCCGCCGCCACUUGCCACUCCCUGUGGCGGGCGAGCGUCUCUCUCGGCGCCGCGCGUGCCUCCGGCCUGCAAGCGUCGCUCGCCAAGCUCGUCGCGGCCUCCCUGCCGCACCUGCCGCCCGAGGCGCUGCUCCAGCUGCUGGCCUCCUUCGGGGCGCCCCUCUCUCGGCUGGCUGCGAGCGGAGGGGCCGCCGACCCGAGCGAGCCCAACUUGGGCAGCCUCCUCCUCCUCCUCGCAGCGCUGCCCGAGGUUGCCGGCGAGGCCGGCGCCCCUGCCGCUGGCGCGCUCUCGUCCGCACUCGAGCGGGCGGGCGGACGGGCGUGGUGCUGUCGCCUCGCCGACGCCUCGUGCGUCGCCAGCGACGCCGGCGCGACUCGCUCUCUGCUGCUCGGCGCGGCUGGCCUGCUCGCGCUCCUCCCGUGCGAUGCGGAGCGGCCAGCCACUCACCGGCCCGACCCGAGGUGGGCACCCACUCACGCGGGGGCGCCGGAUCCCGCCGCAUCGCUGGCGCACGCCGCCUUGCGGGCGCUGUCCACGCGGCGCGUCUCGGCAGCGGCGGAGGCGGCGGCGGUGGCUGUCGCCAAGCUUCCGGCCGAGGCAUUGGAGCCUCUCGCACACGCGGCGGCUGCCUCGCCGCCAGGGCAAGAUGCGCGCGGCCUCGGCACCGCCGUGCUCAUCCUGGCGAUGCUCCCUUUGAGGCCGUCGCUCUCGCCCGCGGCGUGGGAGCAUUUGGGCGAGGCGACCGUGCGCCUCAUGCAGCAGGCGUUGCUCGACGGCGGCGCCGACUGGGCGGUCGACACCGCGGCGCGCGUGGCGUUUGAGUUCAUCUGUGUGGCGCCAGACGAGCACCAGAGCGCCUUUGUGUCCACCCUCAAGACGCGCGGCUUUGACGGACCCCUCGAGACCUUUGCCACCCUCUCGGUCGAGUCGCCGCCCGACAUGCACUCCGCCACCUGGCUCGCGCAUGAGGGGCGGCUCGCUUCGGCGACGUUGGCCUCUGCUUCCGCCGCCGCUUCCGCCGCAGCCGCCGCCGCCGCCGCCGCCGCUGCCUCGUCGCCGCCCCCCGGACUCGGCCGGCCUCCGCUGCAGCCGCUGCUCGGCGGCGCCCAGCGAGGCGCGGACCGGCCCGAGUGCGCCCACCCGCCCAAGCGGCCGCGGCUCGACGCCGAGUCGGAGCGCGGACUGCAGAUGCUGACCGCGGGGCUCGCGGCGGUGCGGAGUAGCGCGAGCGGAGCGCCUCACGGAGGCGGCGGCGGUGGCGAGCUACGCGAGCUGCUCGAGGCGCAUGCCCAGGAGGUGCACCGGCUGGCCGCCGCUCUCGGUGGCUCGUGA